AUGUCACAGUCCGAUUUCUCAACUAAGAUCGAGUCCUUCGACUCCGAAAAAAAGCCCCAGGUUGGGCAUGUUGAGUACCGAGAUGAGGCAGAAGCUCGUACUGGCGGUGAGCCGCAUUUUAAGACGAGCAAGCUGUCCAACCCAUUGGAAUCACUUUCUCGUGAAACCCUUCUGCGAGACGUAAACAGCUUUGCUGAAAAGUUCAACUUGCAAGACGUGGUAACAGACCUUGAGCACGGUGCGCUUAUUGCCCAGCGUCCAACAGAGUUUGAAGAUAUUCCCGAUCUUACCGAAGACGAAAAAGAUGCGCUACGCAAUGAGAAGGAGCACAAAUGGUCCCACCCCUUCGCUAUGUAUGCGACCAUUGUUUUGUGCUCAAUCGGUGCUUGCGUUCAGGGUUGGGAUCAAACUGGUUCUGCGGGUGCCAAUCUUUCGUUCCCUACAGAGUUUGGUAUUCCUAUUGACAAUAGCAGCAGUCCGGACUAUAAUAAAAACAACUGGAUCGUUGGUCUGGUUAACUCAGCACCAUAUAUCUCGGCCUUUGCAUGCUCAGUGUGGCUUGCAGACCCCUUUAAUCACGUAUUUGGUCGUCGUGGAACUUUGUUUUUUGCAGCGAUUUUCUGUAUCGCCGCACCUCUCGGCUCGGCAUUCACUCACAAAUGGUGGGAGCUCUUCAUCUGCCGUUUGCUGCUGGGCCUGGGUGUAGGUUUCAAGGAAGUCACGGCUCCUGUUCUUGCAGCUGAGAACGCACCCACGAUCAUUCGAGGUGCACUGGUCAUGUCCUGGCAAAUGUGGACGGCUUUUGGUAUCUUUUUGGGGUACAGUGCCAACUUGAUUGUGCACGACGUCGGCCGUAUUGCCUGGCGUCUGCAGCUUGGUUCAGCUUUGAUCCCUGCAGUUCCACUUUUAGCUUUGGUUUAUCUUGUUCCUGAAUCUCCCCGUUGGUAUUUGAAACGGGGGAAGAUCGAAAAGGCAUGGGAGUCUCUUCUCAAGCUUCGCAAACAUCGGGUUUUGGCUGCUCGGGAUUUGUACUAUAUUUACGUUCAAAUUCUGCAGGAACGGGAAAUGGUUGGAAACAACAACGUUUUCAAGCGAGUGUGCGAACUAUUUUACAAGAACCGUUUACGUCAAGCUACUCUAGCGUCUUUUGUCGUAAUGAUUGCCCAGCAAAUGUGUGGUAUCAACGUUAUUUCUUUCUUCUCUUCGUCCAUUUUCCAAGAAGUUACCGGUAAUGUCACGCAAUCAAUGUGGGCAUCUUGGGGAUUCGGCUUGAUCAACUUCCUGUUCGCUAUCCCAGCAUUUUACACGAUUGACACUUUCGGUCGACGAUCCCUUUUGCUGUUCACGUUCCCGAACAUGUUUUGGACAUUGCUCGUCGCUGGCCUUUCGUACCUUAUCACAGAUGGUGACGCUAAGCUUGGCAUGAUGGCCACGUUUAUUUAUCUUUUCACCAUUUUCUAUUCGCCUGGUGAGGGCCCUGUACCUUUCACAUACUCUGCCGAAGUUUUCCCCUUGUCGCAUCGUGAAAUCGGUAUGGCAUGGGCUGUAACUGUUAACAAUUUCUUUGCUGCAGUUUUGUCUUUGACGUUCUUCCGUAUGAACGCAGCAAUGACGACCACUGGUGCAUUCGGUUUCUACGCCGGUCUUAAUUUAGUGGCGUUUGUUUGGAUCUUCCUCUGGGUACCUGAGACCAAACAGCUGUCGCUUGAAGAGCUGGAUGAUGUGUUCUCUAUUCCAACUCACACUUUCACAAAGUACCAGACGUCUGUGUGGCUGCCCUGGUUCUGCAAACGGUACAUUCGCUUUGACAAGAGCGCCGAAUUGGUAGACUUACUGGACUACGCACAUGGCACGCGCCCCUCAGAUCUCAGAGAAGACGGCAGAUUUGAUAACAACAAGAUUUAG
Molecule: messenger RNA, 1905 nt
Organism: Wickerhamiella sorbophila
Lineage: Eukaryota; Fungi; Ascomycota; Dipodascomycetes; Dipodascales; Trichomonascaceae
Product: Polyol transporter 5
Exons: 1
Coding region: 1-1905 (634 amino acids)
Biological process (GO): transmembrane transport
Cellular component (GO): membrane
Molecular function (GO): myo-inositol:proton symporter activity
Source: RefSeq, a predicted model, not a curated record